CGCUCAACCUCUAUUAUCCUUCUACCAUACGCGAAGUAUGUCUUGACAACAGGUUCGGUCUACCUUAUUCACAGCGCUUACGCUCUCUCGAAUGGGACCAUGUGAGGUAUCGUCCACCAGAGUGAUGGAACACACGGCGGUCCUUGGCCUACGCGUUUGCAAUGCAGGAUUCAUGCACAAAGCUGAGCGUCUCCCUUGCCCUCUGCCGGGCAAUUCACUUGCUACUUGCUACUCAAACUACACCAACAGCACCUCCAUCAAAUCUGUAACUCGGCGCCAAACCCCGUUAUGGCUCAGCAUUGCAUCUCGGAAAGCAACAUCGGCUUCAUUGAUGUGGCGCAAUGCGCAAUGCCCCUAUCUCGCCAAUUCAUCAGCUCUUCUCCCUAUUCCCUGCUACUGCGGAAUAACGCCAGGCUUGUCUAAGCCCCUCGUAACCUUCGUGAUCGCUGCGACGGUCCCAUCGUCUUCUAUGACCGGUUCUGCCGCGGCGAGUAGGAAUCUGGAAAGAGGCUUGACGAGCAAUUCCAGGGCAUUAAGCUAUAUUGGCAUGAGUCCAGCUAUAUCAUGGCUUCUUCGAUGUACGCGAGAAAGGAUACCAUCUUCUCGGGUGGCAUAUUAGUCAGCUCUGACGUGGCUACGAACCUGGUGGCGUUAUCAGUGGCUAUCGUCUCAACUCUGAGGGGAAUUCUGGGACUGUAAGCGCCCUCGAAGGCGACUACGAAAAACGCCGAGUUCACAGCAUGGUCUUCUUGGAGCCUCACGUCUACCUCCUCGGUCCAUUCCCUAAGGAUAUCCUCAAAGCCUUCAAGCGCUGGAAGGGAUUGAAUAAGCUACCGCAUCGUCUAAGGCCCCGGAGUCCUGCAUCAUUACCUAUCUUUUAGAGUCCUUGGGUCGGAUGCAUCCGCCAAAACCGCCGACAUCGCAGCCAAAGCCUUUGCUGGUCAACGGAACAACG
Messenger RNA from Trematosphaeria pertusa, 955 nucleotides. RefSeq lists its product as uncharacterized. Bases 92 to 619 code for a protein of 175 amino acids. The transcript has 2 exons. The record is from RefSeq and is a predicted model, not a curated record. Lineage: Eukaryota; Fungi; Ascomycota; Dothideomycetes; Pleosporales; Trematosphaeriaceae.